GAUAAAAAUGAUAGCGAUGAUAUCGUGCUCUCUGAACGCAGCCAUGAUCUCUCUUGUUACAGGAUUCACUUGGAGUUAUUUUCAACGAAAGUUUACGUAGUUUCCUGUCAAGUAUCAAGAGAAAUGUAGCUAUUUUAUAAUUAGUCUUAUCGCUCUUCAUCAGUUUCUUUUAUACGUUUAUGCUGGGCUCACCGCAAAUAACGGAUAUAGUGCUCGAUUUCGUCCUUUUUAAAAUUUGAUUUUGUCAACGAAUAACACACAGAUUAAUUAUGACGAAGAAUCGGACCAUACGUGAAUGUUACGCAAAUCUAGAAUAUGACGAAUUUGACAUACAAAAAGCACGAUCACAACUAUCUGACUUAUCUGAAACGAUAUUUUUUCCAGAAACUUAUUCAAAGAGAUUCCUUGAAAUGGCAACGGUAAUAGAAAAGAAUCUGCCUCUUUUCCAGUCUUAUUGUCGCCAUGUAGAUAUAGUUAGUACUAUUAUUGAAUAUUUAAAAUAUUACAGUAUGAAGUUUGUAAUUAACGAAGUUGAGGUGUCUUUUGAUGCAUUCAUGGAAUUAUUCAAUUUAGUGAACACACUUUUCUUUAUAUGUAUGCGAGAUUAUCCCAUGAGGCUUUUCAUAUCAAAGCUAGAGUCAAAAACUUUUCGUGAACAGUGUAUUCGGAGCAAUAUGGAACAUCGAGAUUCAGAUGAACAUUAUGAAAUGAUAAUUUUAGAAGAUUCAGAUUUGCAUGCAGUUGUUAAAGAAAUAAGAAAUUUUUAUUUUGACAAAAUCUGGAUUCAAGAACUACUAGUACCGAAACUUUCAUCAUUCAUGAACGAAUGCAAAGCCGCUCAUCAUUUUGAUAUAUUUCGAUCAAAACAGGAGUUACUUGAUUCCACUUCCCAUUCCGAAAAGUUGAGCAUAAUAUCUAUAUGGUCAGAGAAUAUUAUAGCUGCAAAGGAUUUGGCAGCGUUUUUAAAUAGAGACGUUACAUUUAUCAAUACAUAUAUGGAUUUUUACGGUAGUAUCGUACUCUUCCCGCCCAAGGGAAAAUCGGACUCCUCCUUUUCUACAUUAUUUCAAAACACAAGUACAAGUACGAGAAAACUAGGUAUAUUUGGACCUUUAUCUACUAGAUAUAAUCUGUUUUUUGAUGGAAUGUGGCAAAAACCUGUGGAAGAUACAUAUUGGAAUAAUAAAGGUUUUUUAUGGGCAAAUGCAACCAAUGAAGAUAUUAAGAGAUGCAUUGCUGCAGCUGAAAAAGGAGCCAAAAUUUGGAGUGCUAGAUCUAUUGAUUCCAGGAUGCAAGUGUUAUCUAAAUUGGCACACACAUUGGAAUGCAAUAAUAAGUUUGAACUGACAGAUAUAAUAUUAAAAUGGACAAAAUCUUCACAUUUCUAUGAAAAUUCAAUAAUGCAUCCUCAAAGUGGAAGAUUAGAAAUAACAGAAAUGCGUAAGCCACGCGGUAUUAUCAUCCUUAAGGGGAAGAACUUAAACGUGUUGUUUUGGCAGUUGACGUUAGCUUUAAUUACUGGCAAUUCUGUUAUUGUGCUAUGUAACGAUGUGGAUUGUAGUUUGAUACCAUAUUGUGACAUGUUUUCAACAUCCGGUAUACCCCCAGGUGUUAUAAAUAUGUUAUCAAUUGAAAAAAUGAAAGAUAUUUUAUAUGGGAAUUUUAAGAUUGAUGAAAGUCUAUUUUUCACUCAAGAAGGAAAAGAAAACUUUUGCAUGAAAUUCACCAUACCCAAGAUAAUUGUACUACCUGUUAAAUAAUUCUAAUAACUUACAAUAGUUUAAUGUUUAUAUAUACAUACACAGAUACAAAUAAUAUAUCCAUAUGUUUGUUUCAACAUUACAAUUAUGGGAAGAGGGUUUCUGUUAUUCGUCACAAUUUAAAAGAAAAUUGAUUAGAUAACAGUAUCGCAAUACAUCACAUUGCUUUUGGUUAUAAAUAAUUAGCGAUACAUCUUGCAUUUUAACUUCAUAGAUGCACAUAGAUGGUUAAUUUAAUCAUUAUCUUAAUAUCGCAUUAAGUUUCAAUAUUUUACACUUUGUUGGUAAACCCUGAAUGCUUAAAAAAACCAUAGGAGUCAUGUUUUUUUUUAUAUUGUACAUCAGCA
Molecule: messenger RNA, 2107 nt
Organism: Dinoponera quadriceps
Lineage: Eukaryota; Metazoa; Arthropoda; Insecta; Hymenoptera; Formicidae
Exons: 10
Coding region: 270-1760 (496 amino acids)
Molecular function (GO): oxidoreductase activity
Source: RefSeq, a predicted model, not a curated record